Messenger RNA from Equus caballus (horse), 2010 nucleotides. RefSeq names its product caspase 10 (gene CASP10). Gene Ontology annotation, biological process: regulation of apoptotic process; proteolysis. Gene Ontology annotation, molecular function: protein binding. NCBI's taxonomy places the organism in Eukaryota, Metazoa, Chordata, Mammalia, Perissodactyla, Equidae. The record is from RefSeq and is a predicted model, not a curated record.
UCAAAUUACUCAGACCUGAAAAUCCCGUUUUUACUUGCAGAGCUAGCAACAAGUCUUGAGUUCUCUUCCCGCGCAAAUGGGAGUUUCCUUGAGACUUGGAGCACCCAGAAGAUUCUGAUUUCUUGAUUUUCAGGCAAUUUCCCUGAGAAACGUUUCCCUCCAGAAGAUCGUGGAAUUUGAUCCGAAGGCUGGCCAUGACAUCUCAAGGUCAAAACCUGAAUUCCAGUUCGGAUGAUAACUGUACAAUGGACUUUCGCCAGAAGCUUCUGUUUAUUGAUUCUCACCUGGGGGACCAAGACGUGGAACGCCUGAGGUUUCUCUGCCGAGAUUGCGUCUCCCACAAGAAGCUGGAGAAGUCCAGCUCAGCCUUGGAAAUUUUUAACCAUCUCUUGGCAGAGGAUCUGCUGAGGGAGGAAGACAGCUUCUUCCUGGCGGAACUCCUGUACAUCAUCAAGCAGAAGUCGCUGCUGUGCCACCUCUGCUACACCAAAGAGCAGGUGGAGAGCUUGCUGCCCGCCCGAAGGAGGGUCUCUCUGUUCAGAAACCUGCUCUAUGAGCUGUCAGAAGGCAUGGACUCAGACAACUUAAACAGCAUGAUGUUCCUUCUGAAGGAUUCGAUUCCGAAAACCCAGAUGACUUCUCUAAGUCUCCUGGCACACCUGGAGAAACAAGCUCGAAUAGAUGAAGACAAUCUGACGUUGCUGGAGAUGCUCUGCAAAAACGUCGUGCCUAACCUUAUGAGGAAGAUAGAGAAAUACAAAAGAGAGAAAGCCGCCCAGGUGGUGACAGCUCCCGUAGACAAGGAAACUGAGUCAUUGCAUCAUGGAGAGGAAGAGCUGUUUUCCCGUUCGGACAUUAAAAAGUUUUCCAGAGCCUUACCGGAGACACCUCUGUACAGGAUGGAUCGGACACAUAGAGGCCACUGUGUUGUUGUCAACAACCAUACCUUUACUUCACUGGCAGACAGACCAGGGACCGAUAAAGAUGCUGAGUGCCUGAAGAGCGUGUUUCAGUGGCUUGGGUUCAGCGUGCAUAGAUAUGAUAAUGUGACUAAAGAAGGCCUGGAGAAAGUUCUGCAGGAAUAUAGGAAUCAUCCAGGCCAUGCUAGUGGAGACUGCUUCGUGUUCUGUGUUCUGACCCAUGGGAAAUUUGGAGCUGUCUACUCUUCAGACGGGAUCCUCAUUCCCAUUCGGGAGAUCAUGUCUCACUUCACAGCCCAGCGGUGCCCUGCUCUGGCUCACAAACCCAAGCUCUUUUUCAUCCAGGCCUGUCAAGGUGAAGAGGUGCAACCUUCCGUAUCCAUUGAAGCAGAUGCUGUAAAUCCAGAGAACGUGACCCCUUCCCUUGAGGACAGUGUUCCUGUUGAGGCGGAUUUCCUUCUUGGCCUGGCCACUGUCCCUGGCUAUGUAUCCUUUCGGCAUGUGAAGGAGGGUAGCUGGUAUAUUCAAUCUCUGUAUAAUAAUCUGAAGGACUUGGUUCCAAGACGUGAAGAUAUCUUAUCCAUCCUCACUGCUGUCAAUGAUGAUGUGAGUCGACAGGUGGACAUUUACGGGAAAAAGAAACAGAUGCCCCAGCCUGCUUUCACACUACGUAAAAAGCUAGUGUUCCCUGUGCCACAGAAAGAGCUUUGAUUAGAUGAGAGAAUUUUCAUCAACUCUUAGACUUGAAAGGAACAUUUGGUCAUCUCCUCAGCCUCCCGCCCAACAUAGGAAUUGGUGACAGAUGGUGAGCUGGCCUGGCCUGUCAUUCUAGUAAUAGGAAAUGCUCUAUUUUCUUACACUGCUAAUUCUGGGCUUUCUUUUUCUUUUUGACGAGUCUAAGUGUUGGAAAAUUUUCCUUAUUGAAGCGUUGGAUCACGGUCUUGGCUUUAGUUGUCCACCCUGAGAAAAAGUAAUUGGCCUCGGUUUGUGCAUCUGUGAAGUAAAAGGUGGGACCAGGAACAUUUUAAGGUUCCUUUUUUUUUUUUUUUUUUAAGAUUUUAUUUUUCUCCUUUUUCUCCCCAAAGCCCCC